CGCAGCAAGAAGUUGAGCUCUGUUUGCACUCGACUGGUGUGUGAGAUCUCACAAGCAAUCCACUCUGAGUACAGAAAUGCUGAAGGCAGAAAUUAUGAAGUCCUUAUUUGGCCUCUUGGUGUUGGUGUUGGCGUUGGUGAAGGUGCAUCCUGCUGCAGCCAUGGAUGUGCAGUUCCAUGUUCUACCUGGCUGUACCGGUGCCCUGGGUGUGACAUGCACCAACCUUACUGCAGGCACCUGCUGCUCUAAUGUUGCCCCUACACUCCUGUCGUCGGUGCAGUUUACAUACGACGCCCCUAUGACCUGUUACAGCGACGUUGUCUAUAAAGGCGGCCAAUGCACCACCCAAGCAGGCACAUCCGCGGGCAACGCUUGCCUCAAUGGAGCCUAUACAGGUGCCAAAUGGUUGAAUACCUGUCGCAGGCGUCGCGCGCUUCUGGGCGAUGGCCCUGAAGAGACGUCGACUAAGUGCACAAGUCUGAGCAAGCCCAAUACUCUAUUCUACAAAGACCAUGAAACCAAAGGCACUUAUGUUAUCAAGAUGUCAGACGUUACCGAUCUCUUGUUGGCUCUUCAAGUCCAUGACACAGGUCGAGAACUGAACGUGCGCGACAGUUCUGCGUUGGUGCCAUCAGCUCGAACUAUGUUCUCUCCACCGAAAUAAAGCCCUGCAGCUUAAGGCAUGAAAAAAGGGUGACCCGAUUGUGUAUAGAUCUCGAUCCAUUCUAAUAAUAUUAGAAAGUCAAGAUCUAGAAAAUGUAUGUCACUUAGAUGAAGGCAAUCCUUUUGAACAAACAAGCGCUUCGAUUGAAUCGUCGAAGUCGCAAGACAGUUCUGCUAAGGUGCCAUCACCUUGCACUGUGUUAUUUC
Molecule: messenger RNA, 870 nt
Organism: Marchantia polymorpha subsp. ruderalis
Lineage: Eukaryota; Viridiplantae; Streptophyta; Marchantiopsida; Marchantiales; Marchantiaceae
Source: the annotation of a GenBank genome assembly